Molecule: messenger RNA, 669 nt
Organism: Ilex paraguariensis (yerba mate)
Lineage: Eukaryota; Viridiplantae; Streptophyta; Magnoliopsida; Aquifoliales; Aquifoliaceae
Source: the annotation of a GenBank genome assembly
AUGGAAGUAGGCUGCAAGGUACAAAAGUUCAAAGCUGGGGACAAAGUGGUUGUGGGAUGCUUUGUGGGAUCGUGUCGCAAGUGCGAGAGUUGCACUAACAAUCUUGAGAAUUACUGCCCGGAACAGAAACUCACCUACGGUUCUACCUACUUUGAUGGAACCAUCACAUAUGGGGGCUACUCUGAUCACAUGGUAACUGAUGAGCACUUUGUAUUUCGUUGGCCCGACAAUUUGCCACUUGACUCUGGUAUGCAUAUUGGGGUGGUGGGUCUCGGAGGACUAGGUCAUGUAGCUGUGAAAUUUGCCAAGGCUUUUGCUGUUAAAGUGACAGUUAUAAGUACAUCUCCUAACAAGAAGGACAAAGCUAUCAAAAAGCUUGGUGCUGACUCAUUUUUUAUCAGCAGUAAUCCUUACGAGAUGCAGGUUAUCAUUAUUUGGAAGUUGGCUGCAAGGGGCACAUUGGAUGGCCGGAAGAGUGUGUCGAGGAGUUCCACCGGAGGGUUGAAGGAGACGCAAGAGAUGCUUGAUUUUCCAACUAAACACAAUAUUACAGCACAUGUGGAGGUUAUUUCUAUAGACUAUGUCAAUAUUGAAAUGGAACGUCUUGAGAAAGCUGAUGUUAGAUACCGAUUUGUCCUUGAUGUAGGAAAGACACUGAAGGCUGCCUAA